This is a messenger RNA of Durio zibethinus, 2163 nucleotides long. RefSeq names its product aldehyde dehydrogenase family 2 member B4, mitochondrial-like. Gene Ontology annotation, molecular function: oxidoreductase activity, acting on the aldehyde or oxo group of donors, NAD or NADP as acceptor. Lineage: Eukaryota; Viridiplantae; Streptophyta; Magnoliopsida; Malvales; Malvaceae. The record is from RefSeq and is a predicted model, not a curated record.
CUUCCUUUUUCUGCAAUCCUUUAGUUUUGUUUUUCUGAAGUUAUUCUGAACAAAAACAGGUAAAGGCAAAAAAAAAAAAAAAACGAAAAGAGUUUUGAGAUUAUCCUGUGUGGCCAUGGCAGCUCGCAGAAUCUCUUCAUUGCUUACUCGUUCACUCUCUGCUUCUUCUUCUGCCUCUGCUUCUCUGCUUUCAUCUCUAGGGACAAACAGUUGCAGAAAUGGAAGUAUCAAGAGGUGUAGCACUGCUGCAGCUCUGGAGGAACUGAUUUUUCCACCAGUUCAAAUUUCUUACACUCAGAAUCUAAUUGAUGGGAAAUUUGUAGAUGCAGCAUCUGGGAAAACAUUCCCCACCUAUGACCCUCGUACUGGAGAAGUGAUUGCACGUGUUGCUGAAGGUGAUGCUGAAGAUAUUAAUCGUGCAGUUGCUGCUGCUCGCAAGGCAUUUGACGAGGGACCAUGGCCAAAAAUGAGUCCAUAUGAACGAUCACGGAUACUGUUGCGCUUUGCUGAUUUGGUUGAGAAACAUAGUGAGGAGCUUGCGGCUUUAGAGACAUGGAAUAAUGGAAAGCCUCAUGAGCAGGCUGCUAAAUCUGAAUUGCCAUUGCUGAUACGUCUUUUUCACUACUAUGCUGGUUGGGCAGAUAAGAUCCAUGGGCUAACAGUCCCAGCUGAUGGACCUCACCAUGUGCAGACAUUGCAUGAGCCAAUAGGUGUUGCAGGACAGAUAAUUCCAUGGAACUUUCCUCUUAUCAUGUUUGCUUGGAAGGUUGGGCCUGCAUUAGCAUGUGGCAAUACGAUAGUCUUAAAGACUGCUGAGCAAACUCCUUUGACUGCUCUCUAUGUGGCUAAGCUGUUCCAUGAGGCUGGUCUCCCUCCAGGUGUUCUGAAUGUAGUUUCUGGCUAUGGUCCAACAGCUGGUGCUGCUCUUGCGGGUCACAUGGAUGUAGACAAGGUUGCAUUCACAGGGUCAACUGAUACUGGUAAGAUUGUGCUUGAAUUGGCUGCAAAAAGCAAUCUUAAGCCAGUAACAUUAGAGCUUGGUGGGAAAUCACCUUUCAUAGUAUGCGAAGAUGCUGAUAUUGAUAAAGCUGUGGAGCUUGCACAUUUUGCUUUGUUCUUUAAUCAGGGGCAAUGUUGCUGCGCUGGGUCUCGCACUUUUGUUCAUGAACGUGUAUAUGAUGAGUUCCUAGAGAAGGCAAAGGCACGUGCUUUGAAACGUGUUGUGGGUGAUCCCUUCAAGAAGGGUGUUGAGCAAGGUCCACAGAUUGACUCCGAGCAGUUUGAGAAAGUUCUAAGGUACAUAAGAUCUGGCAUUGAAAGCAAUGCAACCCUUGAAUGUGGAGGUGACAGACUUGGUACAAGAGGCUACUUCAUCCAACCAACUGUUUUCUCUAAUGUUACGGAUGAUAUGUUGAUAGCGAAGGAUGAAAUCUUUGGUCCAGUGCAAUCUAUCUUAAAGUUCAAGGAUCUUGAUGAAGUAAUUCGAAGGGCAAAUGCAACCCGCUAUGGUCUCGCUGCAGGAGUUUUCACCCAAAAUAUGGACACUGCCAACACCUUGACUCGAGCGUUGAGGACUGGGACUGUAUGGGUUAACUGCUUUGAUGUGUUUGACGCUGCAAUUCCUUUUGGUGGGUACAAGAUGAGUGGCAUUGGCAGGGAAAAAGGGAUCUACAGUCUUCAUAACUAUUUGCAGGUGAAAGCAGUUGUUACUCCUUUGAAGAAUCCAGCAUGGUUGUAAUUUUAUGGCAUAUACCCGCCUUUGAACCUGCUUCUUAUGUCUUUAAAAUCUUUGUUUUGUUUGGAAACUUAAUUACUAUAAUAAAGUUAGCAUACAGUGCUCAGUUUCUAAUUAUGCAAUGAAGGGAAGUCGUCACUUGGAUCAAGAAAACCAUCGUCUUCUUUUCUUGAUCGCUAAAAGAACGUGCUGCAUUUCUUGCCUUGGGUUGGUAUACUAUACUAUCAACAAAUGGAACAAUAUAUUUUCCCUGCGCCCCUUGUAAUUUGUUCCUUGCUUCUUUCUUCUUGCAUGUAAUAAAUUUUUUUUUGUUUGAGAAAGAGGAGAUACCAAUGUUACUCUUUUCAUUUAAGUUAAAUGCUCGGGUGGUGCUCAUAAUAAUAAAAAUUAAAACAUGGCACAAUGUUAUUUUGGUCAAAAUUUUUGUU